GAUCUUAAUUAAGAGGGAGUGGAGAAUGGAGAGAGUGUUAAUAUUGCAGUGGUGAUUUUGAUGAGAAUGAACAAUGAAGAGAUGGUGUCAUCAUCAUCAUCAGUGAUAGUAGUAGAAGUGGAGGGUCAUCAACAACAAAAGGGAGUAGUAGUAGUACCAGCACCAUUCUUGACCAAGACAUAUCAACUAGUAGAUGACCCUCUCACUGCCCACAUUGUGUCUUGGGCUCAAGAUGACUCCUCCUCCUCCUUUGUUGUCUGGAGACCCUCUGAGUUUGCUAGAGACCUCCUCCCCAACUACUUCAAGCACAACAACUUCUCAAGCUUUGUUAGGCAGCUUAACACCUAUGGGUUCAAGAAGGUAGUGGCAGAUAGAUGGGAGUUUGCAAACAAGUAUUUCAGGAGAGGGGAGAAGCACUUACUAUCUGAAAUCCACAGAAGAAAAGCCCCUCACCACCACCACCACCACCACCACCAAUGCCAUGAAAAUCUUCAAUUUUUGGUUGAUUCUUCUUCUCCACCAUCACCAAAACCCAGUACUAAUCUUGACAUUCUAAUGGCACUGGCCGAAGAUAAUCGUCGUCUACAGAGAAGAAACUACAUGCUGUUAUCAGAAAUCAAACACAUGAAGAGCCUUUACAAUGACAUUAUCCACUUCAUUCAAAGCAAUUGUGAAUCCCGUAAAUUUAAUGACUGUACCGGUCAAAAACCGCCCACAUGUGAGCGCUCGACAAAGACAUCCUUGCAAAGCACCCACGUUUUGAUUCCAACGAGGAAUACACGGCUCAAUUGCCCAAGUCAAACACCCCGAGGUCAAAAGCAUUGCCUAGCACCCACGAGCGGACUAAGAUGGUGGGCGAGCUCCUACAAUGACCACCACAAAGAUUAUAGUGUUAAUGCAGCAGUACCUGAACUUGUUGAGCUGGUUUCGGAGCGAUCGAUCGACCAAAUUAGCAAAAGUACUAGUAGUGAUGGUUUGAGUAAGUUUGUAAUUGAUGAUGAGCCAAUUAUUAGUCCGGUGAAGCUCUUUGGGGUAUCUCUAAGUGGCAAGAAGAGGCUGCACCCAGAAGUUCUUGAUUAG
Messenger RNA from Tripterygium wilfordii, 1080 nucleotides. Its product is annotated as heat stress transcription factor B-4-like. NCBI's taxonomy places the organism in Eukaryota, Viridiplantae, Streptophyta, Magnoliopsida, Celastrales, Celastraceae. Gene Ontology annotation, biological process: regulation of transcription by RNA polymerase II. The record is from RefSeq and is a predicted model, not a curated record. The transcript has 2 exons. Bases 61 to 1080 code for a protein of 339 amino acids. Gene Ontology annotation, molecular function: RNA polymerase II cis-regulatory region sequence-specific DNA binding; DNA-binding transcription factor activity. Gene Ontology annotation, cellular component: nucleus.